AUGCGUAUACAUCUGCCGUUACAUCCUGCUCAAUUCGAUCCUCCCGCGUCCUCCUCUUCAUCCUCAUCGUCAUCGCCAUUAAUCCAACUCGGCGGCGAUCUAGUAUUGGUCGAACUACAAGGUGAACUCAGCUACGAAGGGGAUAAGUCAGAUGGUGUGAUAGGUGUGAUAGGACUGGAUAGACCGGACAAACCGACCUUGCAUCUAGGUCCUCAUCAUCUUCUCCACGGUAAAUUCGUCAACCUCCAAAAACCCUAUGCAGUCAUACGUAAGGUGAUAGGUAAAAGUAAUUCAGUAGAGGGAACAACGAAAUUAGAAGGUAAUGCUUCAAACGAAGAAUCCAAUGAAGAAGAUUCAUCAUCAGAAGAAGAGGAAAAUCUUUUUGGAAAAGAUGAUGAGCCCAGUACACCACUCAGAUCCAAAGGAAAAGGAGUGGACUAUUCCUCGAGUCCUGUAUAUGCUCCAUUGACUCCUAUAGAUUAUUCGAGUGAUUUGGAGAUGGACCCAUCUUCUCCUGCUAGAUCAGAGUGGGAUCAGAUUGAACAUGAUGAUCAGGAAGACGAAGAACAAAGCCAGCAGAGACCAAACAAAAGAGCGAGGACGAAAGUCAAUGGCAAUGGAGGAGGGAAAAUAAGUAAAGUCGAAAGAAGGAAGAAGGAAAAACAGAAAAAAAUGAAAUCGGGUGAGAAAGAUAGAACGAGGAAUUAUCAGGUUAUAGGGAUAGUAAAGAAGAAAGUGGUAUUUGCUUUGAGACCAGAACCUCUAGUCGCUCCUACUAUCUUACCGGAGUAA
This is a messenger RNA of Kwoniella mangroviensis CBS 8507, 792 nucleotides long. RefSeq lists its product as uncharacterized. The coding region runs from base 1 to 792 and encodes 263 amino acids. Lineage: Eukaryota; Fungi; Basidiomycota; Tremellomycetes; Tremellales; Cryptococcaceae. Gene Ontology annotation, biological process: mitotic sister chromatid cohesion. Gene Ontology annotation, cellular component: Ctf18 RFC-like complex. The record is from RefSeq and is a predicted model, not a curated record. The transcript is spliced from 3 exons.